AUGUUUUUCAGAAGUUGGUCGGGCCUCCCCAAGGAUGUCUCCUUUCCGAGAGAUCUCGCCGGCCUUGGUUAUUUUGUGAAUGAUGAUGAUGAGGUCCGAUCUAUUGAGGAUCCGGAGUGUUACUACAAGUUCUUCAGCAGCAAGAACUCUCGCGUCAAUGAGCGCCAGCGCUUCCACUUCAACAUGGCUCUGGAAGAUAUCGUCCAUGAUCGCCUCGAGAAAGAAGGCCUCAAGAAAUACCACCUUUUGCCCGAAAACAAACGGCAAUCCCCCGUCUUCCUCACCCCCAACAUUGCCAAAACUACCCGCAUCGUCGUCAUCCUUGGCGAACCAACUAAAGAUCUGGGAUGGAUUGCUGGCCGCGUCUCCAAUGGGCCUGGUGGCCUUGCGAAAGGAACCAUGAUCUCUGUUGUUCAGUCACUUGCUACCCAGGCUGCCAGCCCCAAUGAUCCGGAACCUCCUUGCAUUGUCCUGGCCAACAUGGGCCAGCGGUUCUGGUGGCCUGAAGAACAGCGUGCUAUCACCAUAGAAGCAUCAGCUGAUAUUCCACUUCCCAGUUUGGUGCACUCUGGACGUCGUUUCAUCAAGAAACUCAAUGAGAUCCCUGGAAGCGAGACACCUUUGGCGCAUAUGACGACUGUGCUCAACAAGGUUCUUGAAGUCAACAAGAAUGCCAAGGUCGACAUCGUUGCUAUUGGGCAAAGCUGUGAGGUUGUCUUGCAGUUCUUUGAGAACGAGAAGCACUGGGCGCAAUGGGGUGAGCGACUAGGCGGCAUGCUCCUCAUGGGUACUGUUUUCCCAACAGAUUUGCUCGUCAAUGCUGAAUUCAAAGAGUUCCUAGCAAAGCGCACUCGUGGCUAUCUCAUUUCAGAGGAACCCCUCGACACUCCCCUAGCUAUGCCCGGAGGAAACCCGUCGCUCCUAAUCGAGCCCCUUGGCUGCCCCUGCUUCUCUAGCGGAGAAGACCAGUUCAUCGAAACCAUCCUCAUCAAGGCUCUCGAACCAGCCCUCGCUUACCUGCAAGAAGUGGCUCUUACUCCUAAUUUUGUCAAUCCUGACAUGGCUGUUGCAGAGCGUCGCCCAACCGACAUCACGGAUGAGAAAUGGAGUGAAAUGCCAGAGGAGGUCAAACCAGAGGUCACCAGCAUUGAUCCUGAGAAGAUGAAGGAAGAAAUCAAGCAGAUGAGACGAUGGAAGAAGUUUACGGAGACUGGCGAGGCACCCGACGACGAUUCUGAUGACGAGGACUGA
Molecule: messenger RNA, 1251 nt
Organism: Fusarium mangiferae
Lineage: Eukaryota; Fungi; Ascomycota; Sordariomycetes; Hypocreales; Nectriaceae
Exons: 4
Coding region: 1-1251 (416 amino acids)
Biological process (GO): regulatory ncRNA-mediated heterochromatin formation
Cellular component (GO): nucleus
Molecular function (GO): siRNA binding
Source: RefSeq, a predicted model, not a curated record